GUAUUAACCUUACAUGGAAGGACAUCAUGAUCGGCCUUGAGAGUGCUAUCCUUAUGUUUCCAGUCAACCUUCUAAUCAUUUAUAUUUUCCGCAACACACAAUCAAGAGUUGUUAAAACAGAAAGGAUAAAAUCCAAAAACAGUAACCAUGAUCACCACUGCAAAUUCUCAAAAACCCCUUCUAUGCAACCAAGCAUCACAUCAGUGUUAGAGGAUUUAGAAAAGAUUGUGCGAAUUCUGAAACGUGAUUCUGAGGAAAAUGGACCAGAAGAGGAGAUGCCACUGGAAUCAACCUGCAAAAUCAGCUUCCUCCUGCAACUUAUUAUAGAAUUGCUGCACAAGCAGCCACCACCUGCAAGUUUAAAGGAAACUAUACCCUUGAGCCAUCUCUCCAGUGAAAGCUUGCGCUUCUUGUUUUGUGCACACUAUAUCUCUCGGAAGCUUAGGAAAGUAUCUUGUGAUCUUCAGAAAACUGGUGGACAGGAUUUUAAAGACAAACAUCACUUUGAUGAAUCCCUGAAAUGGCUGAAAAUUAUACUUGACGUGCUGGACAAAUGUGUCCCUCCAUUGCCUACACAAAGGCCCCCAUCUAAGAGACCAAAACUACAUAAACGCCUGCCAUGGUGGUUCCUGUUCAUCGGCUGGUCCCUUCUGUUUGCCAUAAGUGCUGUGUCCACUUAUUUUACUAUGAUGUAUGGAUUCCAGUAUGGAAAGCAGAGCUCUAUUAGAUGGAUCAUUUCAAUGGCGCUUUCGCUCUUCCAAAGUAUAUUCAUUCUGCAGCCUCUUAAGGUUAUUGCAUUUGCCCUGUUUUUCGCUCUUGUACUAAAGAAGGUUGAGGAGGAUGAGGAUUUGGAAUGGGAACUGAUAGCUCCGGACUUAAACUACAAUCAUGAUGAAGCAGCAAUUUGACUGACUGACAAACUCUUCUGGCAGUGGAUUUUGUAGGACUACCAGUCAUCUUACUUAUGACCAUUCAUUUGGGAAAUCUGUACUCAAAGGCACUAGGGAAGAACGUCUAAACAAUUUUCAGAAGAAACUUGGGCCCUUAGGGAUUUGUCACUAGCAAAACAGUAACAAAAUGACCAACCUUUUUGGCAGAAUUUGCAUGGAAACUCUACAUUUUACUUUAUAAAAUUAGAAAUGGUCAACAAUAGUAAAGUUGGUGGUCUGCAAACCUUU
Messenger RNA from Xenopus tropicalis (tropical clawed frog), 1178 nucleotides. Its product is annotated as polycystic kidney disease protein 1-like 2. The transcript is spliced from 6 exons. The record is from RefSeq and is a predicted model, not a curated record. NCBI's taxonomy places the organism in Eukaryota, Metazoa, Chordata, Amphibia, Anura, Pipidae. Gene Ontology annotation, biological process: calcium ion transmembrane transport. Bases 27 to 908 code for a protein of 293 amino acids.